AUGGCUGGCGAGCUGUGGGCAGACUCGCAAGAUGAUGAUGAGGCCAGCGAGGGGGCGGAGGAAACCCGGCCCAGCGAAACUGAGAAGCACAAUGACAUUUGGCACCUUGCCAAAGCGCUGGUCGUCCGGAAUGGGCAAGGAGCCAUCAUCAAACUGUCCGGCAGCGAAGACAAAGCUUGGCUUCCGCAUGAGAAGAUUCGAUUUUGCCCCGGACGCGGCGAGGUGGAGCUGUGCGAAGCGCUCCGCAAGCCAAUCAAGGUGCGUUUGGACGCAAGCCGCCAACAUACUGGUCUUCCAAUUGCUUCCAUGUGGAAUGCUGAAGAUGACGAAGAUCAGGAUGGUGCAUUCCGCAGAUGGCAGCAGCGAAAGGCUGAGCGCGGCACCCGAGAAAGGGAAAGGAAGAUCGAACAGCUACGAAGGGCCUACAACCCAGAAGAGUGGCUGGACGGGACGGUGGUGUCUGUGAAGAACUUUGGCGUCUUCGUGGACAGCGUGCAUGAGUUGAGGAUGAUGAUUCCCCUGGGCUACAUCCCAGAUACGCUGCUCCUCAAUGGAACUCCAGACCUGGAUGUGGGCAGCUCCGUGCAGUUUCGAAUAUGUGGCUACCGCGGCAAAGACCACAAAGGCCAAGACCGUUUCAGCUGCUCAAUGCUGCCACCGGCAUCAAAGGAGGAGGAGGAUCAGAAGCCGAGACCUUCAAAGGGUAAGGGCAAGGGCAAGGGCAAAACCAAGCAAAAAGGCGGUGCAGACCGCGGCCGAAAAGGUGCGGCUGGCGGGGACCAGACUUCAGGCUACUCCGUGUGGGUACCCGACCGCAUGCUGGAGAGCGAAAGCACGCUGGCACGGCAGGAGAAGUUUGAGGUGAACGCCCUUCAGGCCGCAUACCUUGAAGAGCAGUACGGGCAGACGGACCGGAGGGCCACGCUGGCUCGAAAGGGCUUCACUGUGGUUGAUUAUGCGACAUCUUUGCAGUUGGCCCAGGCCUUCAAGCCGAAGACCGAAGCCAAAGCUGAAGUGACACUGAAACCGACGCCUGUGUGGCUCACCUUUCAAAGCCGCCGAAAGCUGGUUGGCAAGAUCCAAACAUGCGCAUCCAUGACCACCUCGGAGAAGGAGCGCCUUGCCGUAGAUGUGGCCUUGGAG
Messenger RNA from Symbiodinium pilosum, 1143 nucleotides. The record is from the annotation of a GenBank genome assembly. NCBI's taxonomy places the organism in Eukaryota, Dinophyceae, Suessiales, Symbiodiniaceae.